AUGUGCUUCGGCAGCCGAGACAAGGGCGAUCGCGGCCUCGCGCGGUCUCGCGAAAUCGAAAAGCAGCUUCGUCAAGAUGAAAAGAAGCUAUCUAAGGAGGUCAAGCUCCUCUUACUGGGUGCUGGAGAGUCUGGAAAAUCUACUGUGCUCAAGCAGAUGAAGCUCAUUUACUCCCAAGGUUUCAGCAGAAACGAGAAGCUCGAAUGGAAGCCUGUCAUCUUCAACAACAUUAUUCAGUCCUACAAGAUUAUUGCCGAAGCAAUGGGCGAGCAUGAAAUCCAAUUCGACAACCCCGACAAUGAGAAACACAUGGCCCAAAUCCUAGUCGACCAUGAGAUAAGCCCUCACGAUUCAAUGCCUGCUGAUUAUCUCGAGCCUAUCAAGGCCCUAUGGGUAGACAGCGGUGUUCGAAAGGCUAUUGGAAUGGGCAACGAAUAUGCGCUGCACGACAAUCUUGCUUAUUUUAUCGAAGAUAUUGAUAGACUAUGGGGAACGGACUACGUUCCAGAUGAUCAGGAUCUUCUCCGGUCCAGGUUACGAACUACCGGUAUCACAGAGACAGUUUUCGACCUCGGCCAGUUGACCUACCGAAUGUUCGAUGUCGGUGGCCAGCGGUCAGAACGAAAGAAGUGGAUUCACUGUUUCGAAAACGUCAACUGCUUAUUGUUUCUGGUCGCUAUUAGUGGUUACGACCAGUGCUUGGUUGAGGACAAGGAUGGGAACCAAAUGAACGAGGCCCUCAUGCUCUGGGAGUCAAUUGCCAACUCUCACUGGUUUGCCAGGUCAGCCCUGAUCCUCUUUCUCAACAAGAUGGAUCUGUUCAAGGAGAAGCUUCCCAAGAGCCCUAUUACGAAUCACGGCUUUACCGACUACCACGGACCAAAGGACGAUUACAAAGCAGCCAGCAAGUAUUUCUUGGACAAGUUCAAGGCCUUGAACCGAAACACCGAGAAGGAGAUUUAUGGCCACUUCACCAAUGCCACCGACACAAACCUGCUCAAGAUUACCAUGGCUUCUGUCCAGGACAUGAUCAUCCAGCGCAACCUUAAGCAGCUCAUUCUAUAA
Molecule: messenger RNA, 1065 nt
Organism: Fusarium sp. VM40
Lineage: Eukaryota; Fungi; Ascomycota; Sordariomycetes; Hypocreales; Nectriaceae
Source: the annotation of a GenBank genome assembly